Molecule: messenger RNA, 339 nt
Organism: Aspergillus glaucus CBS 516.65
Lineage: Eukaryota; Fungi; Ascomycota; Eurotiomycetes; Eurotiales; Aspergillaceae
Exons: 1
Coding region: 1-339 (112 amino acids)
Molecular function (GO): protein binding
Source: RefSeq, a predicted model, not a curated record
AUGGCCGGAGAAGAUGAAAUAGUGAAGGAAUUGCUUCUACAUGGUGCCGACCCAUCAGUUCCUCUAUAUGGCUACCUGAAACCGUCUAUCUUGGAAGCCCUUGUGAGAGGCCACAAUGCCGUUGUUGAUGUCCUACUGGCAGACCCCCGGACCGACCACAACGUACGUUUUUACGAUAAGAUGGAUAUCCAUGGAACCCAGACUGCCCUCCAAGAAGCAGCAAAAAGGGGAAACGCGCACAUGGUUCGAUCUCUGCUCGAGCAAGGCGCCUCCACACGACCUAAUGUGGAGACCACUAUGCACAGCGCAGUCAUCAACUACAGCCCUGAGAUAGUGUAG